Python bivittatus (Burmese python) is the source of this 1527-nucleotide messenger RNA. RefSeq lists its product as uncharacterized. Gene Ontology annotation, molecular function: protein tyrosine kinase binding. Lineage: Eukaryota; Metazoa; Chordata; Lepidosauria; Squamata; Pythonidae. Gene Ontology annotation, cellular component: plasma membrane; cell surface. Gene Ontology annotation, biological process: signal transduction; regulation of immune system process. The record is from RefSeq and is a predicted model, not a curated record.
AGCCAGGGGCCUUAUCACAUCAACAUCAAAGGGCGCUAACCAGAGAGAUCUCAGGAGAAGAAGAAGAUUCUAUUACUUGUGGUCUUACCAAUUCCACUGACUUUACCUGGAGGACCAAGAAUCCAUGGAUCCAUUCAGGAACCAUCAGGGAUCUCAAAAAGCGAUUCUUCUAGCAGGUUGCAUCCUAUGCUGCUUAUUGCAGUUGGUACCAGCCCAGAAACGUUUAACUGUCAUUCCUAAACCCUCAAACCCUAAACAGGGUGAAAAUGUCCUGCUGGUUCUGAAGGGUGUCCCGGACCAGUUUGAGACAUGCGAGUGGACGCCGCCCUCUGGGAACAAAGUUACUUUUCCCCCCCAAGAAAGUUCCGGGUCAAAAACUAUCAAGGCUGAUGCUGUACAGACAAUAACUGUACAUCAGAAUUGUUCCUUGGAUAUCAGAAAUCUGACACAGUCAGCUACAGGAAACUAUAUGGUAACCAUAACUGCUGACCCCGCAAAGAAGCUAGAUACAAAAGAUGAAGCAACUCAAACCUAUACGGGUUCCAUUGUUCUAAACAUUUCUAUCGUUUUCCAAAUUACUAUCCAGAUCAUACCAGCAAACCCCUCUGUUGGCCAGAACAUCACGUUGAUUCCAGGGAUGCCACAAAAAGACAUUGUGGGGUGUGAUUGGAGCCGAAUAACCAAAUCUGGAGCGAAAGAAAAAAUCUACAAUUCUGAGUCAGAGUCCAAGAAACAGCAGGACCGACAGAAGACAGUACAAGAGGAUGAUUGCUCCUUGCAUAUCACCCAGCUGACCGCAAAUGAUUUUGGAAACUACAUUGUUGAGAUUGAAGUUUCUUCAGACCAAAACCCCAGUCCAGGGAAGGGGACUAGUGUGGAACCAAAGUUCUAUAGAGGCCAGGUGGUGUUACAAGCCAGAACACAAGAUGGUGGAACAGCCAAACAACAACCUGGGCAAAGUCCGGGUUCUGGCUCAGCCUCCUUGAAAUACAGUGCAGGAAUCAUUGCUGCAGCUUUGUUUGGAUCCCUUGCCUGGACCAGCACACUCUCCCUCUUCUCACUGCUCUUCUGCAUGUUCUCAUCAUUCUUUCCUGAAUGCUAAAUUGGAAGCAGUUCUUUCCCUUUUGAAAGAUUCCUUUGCAGAGAAGGGACACACAAGUUAUGCUGCGUCCGUAUGUGUAAAGCGGAACAGCUCUCUGUUUGGGUAUUAAGCUUGAUCUGAUGCGGUUGAUUUCUUUUGAAGCUAAACUUCAACCAAAGCUGUAUAUUCGUUUUCUUUGUUUCUGUUUAUAUGAACAAAACGUAAGCUUUAAAACUUGAGAAUGUUUGCAACCUACCUGUAAAAGAUGGAAAAAAGCUAUCUAUGUUGUAAACAUACAUUGUAUUUUGUAUUAAGCACCUGUACAUGACUUAUUUUUUUGGCAGUCAAUGCAUGUAAUCCAGUUUUGAGCAAAAUACAGAUAGUCCUCAGGUUAAGAACACCCAGGUUACAGACAACCCAUGGUUAAGAACAGAGCCUAUUGUAGC